CUUUGAUUUUCAAUACACGGUGUUUAGUUAAACCGUUACCACGAAAAAUAAUGCUACACUCACCACUUUUGACAUUUCGUAUUUUUGUCUUUUUUGAUAAUUCUGUACAUGACAACAGUCGACAAAUUGCAACGCCUUCGAUUGUGAAGUUAACACUUAGACUCGCAUUCGGUCAGUUAGUAAGAAGAUAAAAGUGUGGAGUGAUUGUCAGUGAGUAUAAAAAUGGAAGCAUUUGAAACCGGACAUCACAGAACAGAAACGGAAACCACCAUGGCCACCGAUGCAGUUGAUUCAGAAACCAGAUCAGUGCAAGCUAUGUUGGUUGACUGGGUGAUGUCUUUGGCUCUGAGUGAAGAAAUGCUAGGAAAGAGUGAAGAAAUGCCAGAAAAGAGUGAAGAAAUGUUAGAAAAGAGUGAAGAAAUGCCAGUAAAUAGUGAAGAAAUGUUAGAAAAUUGGAAGUCGUACAUUGACACCACCAUCAUAUACGAGUCAUGUUCGAGCCACUAUCAGCCAUUGACAUCUUUAAGCCAUAAAGAUGGUGAUGCUGAAAUCAGUGAUGUUGUAUCGUGUAUUCGAGAUGGGAAAUGUCAUUGUGAGGAAGAAAACAAGUUGCAGAUCAAGUUCAGACUGAUUCAUCUAACCUGCAUUCACAAAGAUCUCUUGUCAGUGCUGAAGAUGCUGGUCUGCAGGGGCUGUGACCUUGAAAUCAGCAGCAGCUUCGAAGGGAAAAAUCCUCUCCAGCUUGCUGUUAAGUACUGCAACGAAGGCGCUGUGAAAACCCUUCUGGAGAACGGCGCAAAUACAAAUGUUUCAGAUGAUCAAAAUGACGGUUCUGUAACACCAAUUUGGUACGCAGUGGUACAUGAUUUUGAGGCUAUAGUACAACUGCUGUUAAAACAACCUCUGUUGAAUUUGAACUUGAAGAACAAAAGAGGCUAUCCUCUUCUCCACUGGUGUUUAAGAUCGUAUGAGUCACGAUAUUUAGAUGUUUUGCUGAGUGCUGGUGCAGAUCCGAAUGUCACAGACAGUAACAUGAACUCUGCGGUGAUGAUAGCUGUGUCCUCUCAUAAAGUGGACGUUAUAAAAUUGUUGAUUAGGUACGGGGCUGAUGUGAAUAAAAAGAAUAGACGCAAUGAAACACCAUUGCUAGUUGCAGUCUACGGAGGACAAACAGAUAUAAUGGAACUAUUUCUGGAUGCUGGGGCAGACCCAAAUUGUAUCAGCCGAGAGACGCCAUUGUUCAUGGCUAGCUUUGAAGGAGAUCUGCAGUCGGUGAGAAUGUUGAUCAAGUACCAUGCCAAUGUAAGACUAACUAAUGACCUCAAGUACAGUCCUCUGCAUGUGGCGGCAUGGAACGGACAUUGCGAAAUCGUGGAAGAGUUGCUAAAAGCGGGAGCACCACACGACGAACAGACGAGCGAUCUGAACACGCCUCUCGGCUUGGCGGCCCAUGGGCGUCACCUGAGUGUGGUGAAGAAGUUACUGCCGUUGGGUUGCCGCGUGAACGUUGAGGAUAAGGACCGCGACACACCUCUGUUGUAUGCCGCGUAUAAUGGAAUGACAUUGACUUGCAAGCUUCUGGUAGAACUCGGAGCGAAUCCAAACUGUUCCAAUCGUAUCAAUGCCACGCCGUUGUGGAAUGCGGUGUACAUGGGGCAUAAGGAGACGGUGAAGUAUCUGCUGAAGACAAACGUUCAAAUGGAGGUCAGCUCGGUGGGUAUUAACCAGCAUCAUCACAGCGAUGAUGUGCUGUUGAUAUAUGACCAGCCAAGAUCCCCACUGUGGGUGGCUGUUGAACGUGGCCACACAGAUAUCGUGUUAUUGUUGCUAACUGCAGGUUACAAUGUCUAUCAAGAAUCUUGGCUCUUUGACGGGGAAUUUCCUGGGGAACAGAUUGACAAUAGUCUGCGAGACAUGCUUUGUGACUACGUUCACAAUGUUCCUAAACUUAUAUCCCUUUGUCGUAAUUUUUUACGCAAACGUUGUGGACAAAACAUUGAGGAAGAUGUUGAUAAGCUUUACAUUCCAAACACUUUGAAAAGCUACUUGAAACUUUCAUAUCUUGGAUAUUCAACUGACGAGAAUUCAGAAAAUAGUGAAUUGACGAGGGAAUAGCCAUUUAUAAAUAACAUGAACGUCACAAAUUAUUGAAGUAAAGCAAUAUUAUGUGUUUUUCUGCAAUUCAAGUAAAAGGUAUUGUAAUACAACUUUAAAUCAUAGUUUCAAUCAUUGAAACACCACAACCCUUGUGUUUGUGACAAGCGCUGGACUGAAAUGAAACAUUUACAACUUUGUUUUCAAAAUAGGUUUACAAUCAUCAAGCUCUAGGGUUGCGCUGGCUUUGGUGGUAUUUUUAUGCCCCCGGAUCGAAAGAUCGGGGGUAUAUUGUUUUUGACCUGUCUGUCAUUGUAUGUGUGUGUGUUUCCCAGAACUUUAACCAAAACUUUAACCUUCUUCAUAACUUUUGCAAUAUUCAAGAUAGCAACUUGAUAUUUGGCAUGCAUGUGUAUCUCAUGGAGCUGCACAUUUUGAGUGGUGAAAGGUCAAGGUCAUCCUUCAAGGUCAAAGGUCAAAAAAACAAAUUCAAAAACUUUAACCAAAACUUUAACCUUCUUCAUAACUUUUGCAAUAUUGAAGAUAGCAAUUAGAUAUUUGGCAUGCAUGUGUAUCUCAUGGAGCUGCAAAUUUUGAGUGGUGAAAGGUCUAGGUCAUCCUUCAAGGUUAAAGAUCAAAUUUAUGGCUUCAAAGCGGCGCAAUAGGGGGCAUUGUGUUUCUGACAAACACAUCUCUUGUUCAUUAUUUUCUUCUUUGCUGGAGUCUGUGAUAAACAUUUUGAAAACGGAUUUGUUUAAAUUAUGAUUUUCUUGCAUGCUGUGUAUUUUUUGUUCUAAGUGGAAGGAUAUGUCAAUUAAAUUUUGAAAUUUUUUACACAUUUUUAAGGGGCCUUUUCACACAUUUUGGCAUGUAUUGAAGUUUGUCUUCAAAUGCUCUAUAUUGAUAAAUGUAAACAUUGGAUCAAAACAGCUCGAUAAAAAAAAAACAAGAAUACAACUUAAGAAAGAAAAGCAAUAUCCAUCAACUGGGCUCGAACCACUGACCCCUGGAGUAAAAGUCUAUUGCUAAGACCAUUCAAGCUCACACAAUGAGUGAUGGAUUUUAUACUAUAUAUAAGCAAUACUCGUAUUAUCACAAAAUUUAAUGACAACAGCAGAACUCUCCAAUUAAUUGAAUCUUUUCACACUGCAAAGCCUAUCAUUUCAGGUUUUUAAAUCGUCAAAAGAUGCAUAUAAUGGAUAAUAUAGAGCAUGGCAAAUGUUCAGUAUUACUGUUUUCUCACAAAUAUCAUAACUGAAACAAAAUUUGCGAAUCUGAAUUAUUAUAAUUUUUUUGUCAAUUUACCAAAACGUGAAAAGGCACCUUAAAUUGAAUUUCAGCGUUAAUAACAUUGCAAACUCAGAUACAAAAUUUGAUUAAAUUUGAUUAAGCUUAAUUAAUUAUGCACCAGCUUUCACCAAAAUAUUGUAUUGUAUGUACAAAAUAUCAGUCAUUAACAUUAGCUAUGUGUGUAUUGUGCUGGCAGAUUAUCAUGAAGUCAUGACUAAUUUAGUUAAAUAAGGAAAAUGUAUAUUUAGUUUAAUUGCCUGUACCCGUAGUCAAAUUCAAUGUGAGUUGAAUGGAAUUUCCUUUUCCAGUUCAAUAUAAUAUACCAGUAUAUGUUCCACUAUGCUUUCUUUAUAUAUUUAUAUUUUUUAUUUAUUUUUAUCUUAUAUUUUUAUAUUAUGAUUUAACGAUGUGAACACUUAUUAUGUUACUGUUUAAAUGUGUUUGCCAAAAGUAAACAUUUCACAGUUAAAAACACAUUUAAAAAAAUAAAGUGAUUAUUAUAGUUUAAGUAUUGCUUACAAAAUUACAAAAACACUUGUUAAUUAUAAAAAGAAAUAUAUUGAAUAAUGCAUGAGAUUGAUUAAGAUGUGGGCAUAUUUUGUAUUUUGUUUCAGUGCUAGAACUGAAUUUUGAAGGCCUUUGCAAACAGUUUGGAUCCAGAUGGCGUCUCAGCAGGAUCCAAACUGUUUGCUAUUCUGAUAGUAUUCUUUAAAAAAUUUUUGAAGAGAAUGAUAAUUUUUGAAAUUCAGCAGACGACAUUUUAGCAGACGACAAAUUUCCCAGCAUGUAAAGGGUUAAACAGUUAAAAAGAUGAUUUGUUUACGUGAAAUAGAGGAUCCUGUAUACUUGUGAUACAUUAUAUAGUGCUUUAAACUAA
Dreissena polymorpha is the source of this 4261-nucleotide messenger RNA. Its product is annotated as ankyrin-1-like. The coding region runs from base 223 to 2115 and encodes 630 amino acids. The transcript is spliced from 6 exons. The record is from RefSeq and is a predicted model, not a curated record. Gene Ontology annotation, molecular function: protein binding. Lineage: Eukaryota; Metazoa; Mollusca; Bivalvia; Myida; Dreissenidae. Gene Ontology annotation, biological process: intracellular signal transduction.